GCAUCGCGCGGCGUCUGCGCGGCGCAGAGUUUUGCAAACCCUCCCUCGUCCCUUCUCUUUCUCUGCUCUCCAUUUGAUUCCUCUUGGUCGGCUGGUGUCGUGAUUCGCGCGUGUGGGGGCGGGUUUGCGUUGGCGGCGCGGCGAGGGAGAUGAAGGGCGGAGGCGGCGGGGGAAGGCAGCAGUGGCCGUGCGACUACUGCGGGGAGGCGGCGGCGGCGCUGCACUGCCGUGCGGACGCGGCGCGGCUCUGCGUGGCGUGCGACCGGCACGUGCACGCGGCCAACGCGCUGUCGCGGAAGCACGUGCGGGCGCCGCUCUGUGCGGGCUGCGCGGCGCGCCCGGCCGCCGCGCGCGUCGCCGCGGGCGGCGGCGGGGAGCCGGCGUUCCUCUGCGCGGACUGCUGCGACGGAGACGGCGGCAACGGGUGCACGGGCGGGGCACGUGUCGCGGUGGAGGGGUUCUCGGGCUGCCCCUCGGCGGCAGAGCUCGCCGCGUCAUGGGGCCUCGACCUCCGCAGCGUGGGCGGCUGUGGUGGCGACGAGGGAAACGAUGACGACGAGGAGGGCACCUUCUUCUCGGUGCUCGACUACUCCAACCUGCGCGACAUGUACGUGCCGUGCGACCCGCCGGAGGUGGCCGCCUCCGCCGGUGGCGCCCGGCGGCUCAAGGGGGAGGCGCUGUGCCACCAGCUCGCGGAGAUGGCGCACCGCGAGGCGGGGACGACGCACCCGCAGCAGCACUCGGAAAUGAGCCCCCGCACGCCUCGCCGGAGCUCCGCAGCCUCCAGUGGAUGCUUGCCGGACAAGCAGGCGCCCCCACCGCUGCCUCCUCCUUCGGCUCCGGAGGUGCCGUUACCGUACACGUCCCUGCUCAUGAUGGCUUCAGCGAACUGCACUGAGCUCAUUGGCGGCAGCGACUGGAUGGGCGACGACGACGAACAGUUACUAUGGGACUGCCCUGCGCCCUCGGUUCCGCCCAUCCAGAUAUGGGACUUCAAUUUAGGAAGGUCAAGGGAUCACAAUGAGAACUCUGCACUUGAAGUUGGACUUGGUCCGAACAAUGGAGGCUUUAUGAUUAAGAGUUAUAGCGACAUGCUUAAGGAAAUUUCUUCGGGGACAGCAAAAGAUCUGGAGGAUAUUUAUGACUUAAGAUACUGUGCAGCUGCCGAAGAUAUCAUGUCUACUAAUAUCUGUCAGUUGUCAUCGAAAAAUGUGAGCACUGGGAGCAACAAACGGAAGGUCAGCUCAUGCGCCUCUACCAUCGACGGACCGACAACCUCCGGGAACCAUGUGCCCACUUCAGGACCAGCUCUCACCAGGGAGAUCUCCUUUGGGGAUCAAACUGUCGCCCCAGCUGGAGCUGAGAGGUCUGCCAUGAAGAUUGACAGCGAGACGCUUGCGCAGAACAGGGACAGCGCGAUGCAGCGGUACAGGGAGAAGAGGAAGAAUCGCAGGUAUGAAAAGCACAUCCGCUACGAGUCACGGAAGCUGAGGGCAGACACGAGGAAGCGAGUGAAAGGCCGUUUCGUCAAGUCGACUGAAGCACUGAAUGCUAGCAAUGGCGGAUGAGCCAUGGCCGUUGAAGAUGGAGCUAGCUGCAUGUAGCUCGGUUUUUUUUUUGCGGAACAGAGGGAGCUGAAUAUGAAGCUGGUAUGGUGCGUUACGACGACACCUUUAUAUGCGCAAUGCUAUCGCUCAAUACUACGCCGUGUUUAGCCGAAGUUGUGUUGAAGCAUCGUGGUUGCCGUCAACACCAAAGAGCGGUAUGCUUGUAAGGGACACGGCACCCCUUAAUUUCUUAUCGCCAUUAGACAGAAAUAGAUAGCUUACAAUUCUAACUAUGAGUGCCGCGUCCAUGAGUUUGCAGUGAAGUAUUUUAUGUAUAAUAUUUUGCUAUCGUGAAUUCUUGAUUUUGUUUAACUACUUAAUAGAACAAUCUUUGCUGUUGGAGAGGAA
Phragmites australis (common reed) is the source of this 1955-nucleotide messenger RNA. Its product is annotated as zinc finger protein CONSTANS-LIKE 15-like. Gene Ontology annotation, molecular function: zinc ion binding; protein binding. The record is from RefSeq and is a predicted model, not a curated record. The transcript is spliced from 4 exons. The coding region runs from base 150 to 1568 and encodes 472 amino acids. NCBI's taxonomy places the organism in Eukaryota, Viridiplantae, Streptophyta, Magnoliopsida, Poales, Poaceae.